Molecule: messenger RNA, 1919 nt
Organism: Erythranthe guttata (spotted monkey flower)
Lineage: Eukaryota; Viridiplantae; Streptophyta; Magnoliopsida; Lamiales; Phrymaceae
Product: Pyridoxal phosphate (PLP)-dependent transferases superfamily protein
Biological process (GO): carboxylic acid metabolic process
Molecular function (GO): pyridoxal phosphate binding; carboxy-lyase activity
Source: RefSeq, a predicted model, not a curated record
GAGCAGCCGAGAAAAUACGGGUUUUCGGGGCGGGUUGAAAUCCCAAAUCACAAAACGACGCCGUUUUGGAAGAACUUUGAAAAAUCAGUCUGAGUCACGUAUACUAUAUUUACACCACUAGCGGAGGUGCCACUGCCAUACUUCGCCUCCUCUUCUUCCGCUCGAUUUUUCCGCUUCUCCAUUUCUUCAUCCGCCAUUUGAAUUUACCAGGUGAUGGUUGGGAGCGGUGUUGAGGUUCAAUCAACGAUGUCGAUUAACGGAUCUCUGUCGAACGGGAAAUCCGCCGAGCAGUUGGCCGUGUCGGACGUCGAGUCUUUUGAUCCGGCGACGGUGGUGCCGGAGCCGCUGCCGCCGGUGGUGGAUUCGAACGGUGAGGAGGUGGUGAAGCCGAGGGAGAUCGUUUUAGGGAAGAAUGUUCACACCACUUGCCUGGAGGUGACGGAGCCCGACGCCGACGAUGAGUCCACCGGAGAUAAAGACGCCUACAUGGCCAGUGUGUUGGCGAGGUACCGCAAAACCCUCUUGGAACGGACCCAGCACCAUUUGGGAUAUCCGUACAAUCUGGACUUCGAUUACGGCGCACUUGGUCAGUUGCAACAUUUCUCCAUUAACAACCUUGGAGAUCCAUUCAUCGAAAGCAACUACGGUGUGCAUUCGAGACAGUUUGAAGUGGGUGUUUUGGAUUGGUUUGCCCGCCUUUGGGAAAUUGAGAAGGACGAUUACUGGGGAUAUAUUACUAACUGUGGAACUGAGGGUAAUCUUCACGGGAUCCUUGUUGGGAGGGAAGUGUUUCCUGAUGGAGUUUUAUAUGCUUCAAAGGAGUCACAUUACUCUGUUUUCAAAGCAGCAAGGAUGUAUAGAAUGGACUGUGAAAAGGUCGGAACAUUGGUCACUGGAGAAAUUGACUGCACAGAUUUUAAGACGAAGCUUCUUUUGCACAAGGAUAAACCGGCAAUCAUCAAUGUCAACAUAGGAACUACUGUUAAGGGGGCUGUUGAUGACCUGGAUCUAGUUAUACAGACCCUCGUAGAAAAUGGAUUUUCACAUGAUAGAUUCUACAUCCAUUGUGAUGGUGCUCUGUUUGGGCUCAUGAUGCCAUUUGUCAAAAAGGCACCGAAAGUUUCAUUCAAGAAGCCUAUAGGAAGUGUAAGCGUUUCUGGCCACAAAUUCGUGGGAUGCCCAAUGCCAUGUGGAAUCCAAAUAACAAGGCUGCGGCACAUAAACGCUCUCUCAAGAAACGUAGAGUAUCUCGCCUCAAGAGAUGCCACAAUCAUGGGAAGCAGAAACGGGCACGCUCCGAUUUUCCUGUGGUACACUCUGAACAGAAAAGGGUACAAAGGUUUUCAAAAAGAAGUCCAAAAGUGCCUUCGAAACGCUCACUACUUGAAGGACCGUCUCAGGGAAGCUGGAAUCAGUGCCAUGCUCAACGAACUGAGCAGCACUGUGGUAUUUGAGCGGCCUCGAGAUGAAGAAUUUGUUCGCAUGUGGCAGCUCGCUUGUGAGGGGAAUAUGGCCCACAUUGUUGUCAUGCCUAAUGUUACUGUUGAGAAGCUGGAUUACUUCUUGAAUGAAUUAGCUAAGGGGCGAGCGAUUUGGUAUAAAGAUGGGAAAGAACAGCCCCCUUGUCUUGCGGUAGAUGUUGGGAUUGAGAACUGUUCUUGUGCCGUGCACAAAUAAUUUUUUUCUUUUGUUGUCUUUAAGGAACUACCUGUUGUUUUCUGCUGUGUUUUUGUAGCGAAACUCGUCUCUACUUAGAAGAGAGUUUCGGUUGUGUUUGUAGUAACAAAGAAAGUUUAGUUUUUUUUUUUUUUUUUUUUUUGUUAUUUCUUUUCGUUCGUGUAUCGAACUUGGUUGUUGUAGUAUGAUGAUUCCAUUUCGUAGGAGUUCUUGCAAUGAAAAUUUAUAUUCGAUCGUCUGAA